CUACCACACUUGUUCCCGCUCCAUCAGCGCGCAACAACCUAGCGACAGGCUUUUCACUUCCCCUACUGCGCUACUGUGUAAAUAGACGCUCAGGCGCAAGCAGAUGAGUCGCUCUUUGCUACAAAGCUGUCACAUCAGUAACAUCGCCACGUGCACCCACGCCUUCGAAGGCCGUUUCGUGAAUCUGCAGGUCGCAGCAGAGAGCCAGCGCUGAACAUACCGAGCAAACAUGGCCUUAGCUGAAGAUGCCGCUUCCGUUCUGGAACUAUUUAUCCACGACGUGGCAAAUCUUCCGCUUGAAAUUACUCACCUUUAUGAGGAAAUGCAGGCUAAAGAGCAGUUGAUUCAGCAUUGCCACAAUAUUAUUGACGCGCGAGAUAGCAGCUUGCAGAAAUUUGUCAAGCUGAAUGGGAGCCUGGUUAAGAACCCCAAAGAAGAACCUUAUAGCAAACAGAUCUUGCAACAGUACGACAAAGCUCAGAUCCUUCAGGAGGAAAAGUGUCGCUUGGCUGAGAAGGCCGCACAUCUCCUUGACCGUCAUGUAAAGCGACUGGAUAUCAAGAUUAGAGACUUGCAAGCGGACGGCUCUAUACCAAAUGAUCCGCUACCUUCCCUGCUAAGGCCAGAGUCUCUAGCAGUGCCACCUUCGUCAACCGCGACUGGCGCAAACACGCCCCUGAAUCCUCUGUCUAUGAACGCAAAUGCUGGUUCUCAGCAAAUCGCCAACGCGGCCAUAGCACGCUUAGCUGGUGUGACCGGUCAGAGGAUAAGCUCCCCUGCCGUGACUGGUGGCAUUCCGAGCACGAUACUCAACCAAACUCACCUUUCUAAUGCUUCAGCUCUGGCAGCCAUGUCAGCCACCAAUCGUCAACGCGAAAUGUCAGUCAGUAGUGACAGUAAGCGGCGCCGUUUGAAUGCAUCGCUCGGCUCACUACCCACGAUGACCUCUGCGCUCGCCCGUCAAUCAUCGUUGGGACCGGGGACUCCAAAGGUCGGAACUCCUGGCAGCCGUGCAGGCAGCGCAGGCCCAAGACCCAACAAGAAAUUUUCCAAAAAGGCGCUACCAGGCCAAGCAAACAGAAAGAAGCUCAACAAAGUAGGGAUAUCAAAGAAGUCUGCACGCAGACUCAUGGGACAGUCGCGUGCUUCGCCGUCGACGACUGGCGAUGACGACAGUAUGCUCAGCGAAGAUGCUUCUGAUGACGAUGGGUCUGCCAUUGGCGUCGACGGUGUAGGGGACGAUAAUAUGGACCUGGACGACGAGGCCGACGACACGCAAUACUGCAUUUGCGAACGGGUCAGCUUCGGCGACAUGGUGGCCUGCGACAACGACAAGUGUGAGAUCCAGUGGUUCCACUGGGAAUGUGUUGGCCUCACGCAGGAGCCCAAGGGGGAGUGGCUAUGCCCCAUCUGCGAUCCCAACUCCAAGUUCGACAAGAAGAAGAAGAAGCUGAACCGAUAGCGAUCGGCCUGGGGGUUAGUGGUGCAUUGUGGCUUUCCUUCUCCAGAGUCUGGGGUACUUUUGGAGUUCGCCUAGUGGCACCGGCGGGCUGGCGUCUGUCAUGGGCGCCGAUGUGCCGAGGGAGGGUGACGGGCUCGACUAUAGGCAAUGUCUCAAGCCGCCAAGGGCUUCCAGAAGGCUUCUGGCGUAUCUUAUCAUGCAAUAUGGAGUGGAGCUGAUCGUAUAUUCUCCCGCAAAGAGGCGUGGGAGAUGCGACUAGCGCCCGGAGUGCGGGUGCGGCUGCUGAGCACUGCCCCAAUGAUGGUUGGCAGGGAUGACGGG
Molecule: messenger RNA, 1783 nt
Organism: Aplosporella prunicola CBS 121167
Lineage: Eukaryota; Fungi; Ascomycota; Dothideomycetes; Botryosphaeriales; Aplosporellaceae
Exons: 3
Coding region: 230-1462 (410 amino acids)
Biological process (GO): regulation of DNA-templated transcription
Cellular component (GO): Rpd3L complex; Rpd3L-Expanded complex; nucleus
Source: RefSeq, a predicted model, not a curated record